This is a messenger RNA of Sphaeramia orbicularis (orbiculate cardinalfish), 1785 nucleotides long. It is a transcript of the gene tcf23, whose product is annotated as transcription factor 23. The record is from RefSeq and is a predicted model, not a curated record. Gene Ontology annotation, biological process: regulation of transcription by RNA polymerase II; developmental process. NCBI's taxonomy places the organism in Eukaryota, Metazoa, Chordata, Actinopteri, Kurtiformes, Apogonidae. Gene Ontology annotation, molecular function: RNA polymerase II transcription regulatory region sequence-specific DNA binding; protein dimerization activity; DNA-binding transcription factor activity, RNA polymerase II-specific. Bases 281 to 895 code for a protein of 204 amino acids. The transcript has 4 exons.
GUCGGAUGGAGAGGACUGGACGCUGAAGACCGGCUGCUGGAGGUUCUGCUGGAGCGGGGGUCCUCAGGAGGGUCACGCCGAGGAGCUCAACCAGGACAGGCCCACAGAACCCAGUGUUCCUGCUCCAUGAAGACUCUGAGGACAGAUGUCAAAGUGACCCCAGACCUUAUUUAGACGACAGUUCCUCACCUCUGGUCCAGCCAAUGAAAGAAGACCACACUACGAACUGGAGAGCUCUGGAGGUUCAGGGACAGUGGGAGUCCACCCUGGGACAGCGUCCAUGGCCCUCAACCCUCUGGAAGGUCUUAUGUCGGUCGCGGCCAACCACCAGCUGGUCUCCGGACCCGUGAUGGAUCCGGGUCCACGGCGGCCCCCUGCAGCCUGCGGCCCGGCGUCCCCCCACGGACACAGGAAGUCCAGGAAGUGGGUCCAGUCUGUGUGUGAGUCCAGGUCCAGGUCCAGCUCCAUCUCUGGUAGUGAGUCUGUGGUCCAGUCCAGGACUCUGAGGAAUCAGCACUCGCCUGAAAACGCAGCGCGAGAACGAAGCCGUGUACGCAACCUGAGACAGGCCUUCCACAGUCUGCAGGCGGCUCUGCCCUCUGUCCCUCCUGACACUAAACUGUCUAAACUGGACGUUCUGGUUCUGGCCACCGACUACAUCGCCUACCUGACGGAGACUCUGGACCAGGAGGGGGCGCUGGCUGAACACACCCUGACCUCCAGACCGGGUGGAUACCUGCAUCCUGUUAAGAAAUGGCCGAUGCGUUCGCUGCUCUACUGUGGCAGCAUGGGGGAGCUGUUAUCAGGGGUCCCAGCCAAUCAAACGCCUCGACCUGGACAUGAUGGGACACACCCACUGACCCCCACCUUAGACGCCAACAAAGAGGGACCGUAGACUUGGACCUUAUUUCCAACCCGGUUACACACAAAAGGAGCCACAACAAAACAUUUCCCUUCAAAGCUAAGCUAAGCUAAGCUAAGCUAAGCUAAGCUAAGCUAAUCUGUUAGCAUCUGUGAGCAGAGACUAAAUCCAUUCUUUCAACUUGUGGUUUAUCUUAAUCUAAAGGUCAGAUCUGACAGGAAUCUGCAGCUGCAAGGACAGCAGGCAUUUUGAACUGGGGAUAAAUUUAGUAAACGUGUCCUGUAGUAAAUAAAGAACAUAUAAUUCUGGAGACAGUCUGAAGCUGGAAAGGAUUUAAAAAAGAACUGUUGUGUUGAAUUACAUGAAUGUCGGACACACAAGUACAGACACAGCGAGUACAGAAGACGUUCCCAUCUGUUCAGAACCACUCCAUCACUGUGAGAAUUACACAGCAAGAUGUCAGGAGUGGCUUUAAUACUGAGGACAUGAAAAGGCUGUGCUUCACCAGACGAGUUCCACCUUAAAUCAGCUCAUGCAGGAACAGUGUGGACCUGUGUGGGGUUUAAAGCCGGUCCAGUUCAGCUGUGUCUGCUUCCAGUCUGACCCUCAUGCAUACUGGACACUGCAGUGGACACUUCUUCUCCAGCUGUUCUCUUGUACAUUCAUGGGUUUUGUUGUUUUAGUUCCAUAUGAGCUGACACAGUGGACACUUCUGCACCAUCCCAUAAUAAUACACUGACAUUCACACCAUCACUGUAACUGUGCUGUUCUAGAUAAAUCUGUUGUGCAGUCACAUGUUUGAGGGUAAAGCAACUGAUAAUAAAAACUGGGAAUGUGAUAAAAUGUGAGAAAACAUCAGAUUAGCUGCAUUAAAAUGUUUUUAUUUUAUAGUUUUCACACAGUGUAUUAUUUUCUGAUAUGUA